Tarenaya hassleriana is the source of this 2223-nucleotide messenger RNA. RefSeq lists its product as uncharacterized. NCBI's taxonomy places the organism in Eukaryota, Viridiplantae, Streptophyta, Magnoliopsida, Brassicales, Cleomaceae. The transcript has 5 exons. The record is from RefSeq and is a predicted model, not a curated record. The coding region runs from base 1 to 2223 and encodes 740 amino acids. Gene Ontology annotation, molecular function: zinc ion binding; nucleic acid binding.
AUGAGGCAUAUGCUGCAAGACACCGACAACAACAAGGUGUUCCUAGGAGAGCUAGGUCACGUCAUAGUGAUCCUAGUGACGAGGGAGAACAAUUGUCGGAAGUAUAAGAAGUACGUGAGAAUCCUCAAAGGCAAAUGCGCGAACAUCGUCCGCGAGGACAUCUUGAUGUUGAUCUCAGUAGCAUCAAGAUGGAAAUUCCGACAUUUCAUGGUCGGAACGAUGCAGAAACAUAUUUUGAAUGGGAGAGAAAGACUGAGAUGGAGAUAUGGUGAGAAUCCCAUUACCACCACCUGGGGUGACAUGAAAAUUGUCAUGAAGAGGCGGUUUGUACCCAAUCAUUACAAUCGAGAAGUGCAUCAAAAGUUACGAAGGUUAGUGCAAGGAAGUAGAAGUGUUGAAGAAUAUUACAAAGAGAUGGAAAUGUUGAUGAUUCGGACCAACAUUGAAGAAGAUCGUGAAGAGACAAUGGAAAGAUUUAUUGGUGGAUUGAAUCAAGAGAUCCAGGAUCGUGUAGAGACUCAACAUUACGUUGAGAUGGAGGAUUUGCUACAUUUUGCGAUCAAGUUCAGGAACCAAAUCAAAAGAAGAGGAAAAACACAUCAAAGAUUUGGUUCCAACUCUUCUAACCCUCGGCCACAAUUUCACAAAGAAGAUAAGCCAACGUUUGGCUCAAAAGGUACAGCAAAAUCCGAAAGCAAACCUGAAACGUCUCAGCCAAGAAAACAAGGUAUUUCUGAAUCUUCUCAAUCACGUAAUAGAGAUAUUCGAUGUUUUAAGUGUUUCAGCAGAGGACACUUUGCGAACGAAUGCCCAAAUAGGCGAGCAAUGACACUACGUGAUGAUGGAGAGAUUGAGACGGAGUCUGAGGAAGAAGUUAAAUCAGAUUCUGAUGCAUCUACGAAUGAGGUUGGUGAUCAGUUUGCUGCAAAGGGAGAAUUAUUAGUGGCUAGAAGAGCACUAAACUUGCAGGCAAAGGAAGAAGAGACUGUGCAACGACAAAACAUCUUCUACACAAGGGGGGUUGUCAAAGAUAAAGUGUGUAGUAUCAUCAUUGAUAGUGGUAGCUGCACAAAUGUAGCAAGUACAUUGCUGGUAGAGAAGUUGGGGUUGAAAACAAUAAGACACCCAAAACCAUACCGUUUACAGUGGCUCAAUGACCGCGGAGAAACGAAGGUGCAUAGACAAUUGAGUGUGCCAUUUUGUAUUGACAAAUACAAAGAUGAGGCGCUUUGUGAUGUAGUUCCUAUGCAAGCGGAGCACUUGUUGCUUGGUAGACUAUGGGAACUUGAUACUAAAACUCAACACGAUGGCUACAACAAUAAGUAUUCAUUUGAGUUCAAAGGUAAACCCAUUCGACUUGUACCUUUGACACCAAAGGAGGUUUUUGAAGGUCAACUCAAAAUGAUGAAGAAUGAGAAGAAACCGAUCAACAUGUGUGACCAUGAAGUGUAUGACGAUGCUUUUCCUGAAGAACUUCCACAUGGAUUACCACAUAUUCGAGGGAUUAAACAUCAAAUCAACCUUGUCCCUGGAGCUAGCCUUCCAAACAAGACUGCAUACCGAACAAAUCAUGAGGAAACUAAAGAGCUCGAAAGACAAAUGGAGAAAGGUUAUGUUCGUGAAAGUAUGUCACCUUGUGUUGUUCCAGUCAUCCUAGUUCCAAAGAAAGACGUUUACAGCAAGAAUAUAGAGGAGCAUGUUGAACAUCUCAGAUUUAUCCUUGAAGUUUUAAGGAAGGAAAAGCUAUUCUCGAAUCUCAAGAAAUGCACAUUUUGCACUAACAAGCUAGUUUUUCUAGGAUUUGUUGUUAGUGAGCAGGGAAUUCAAAUGGAUGAAGAAAAUGUUGCAGCAAUAAAGAAUUGGCCAACCCCGGAGACGGUGAGUGAUGUAAGGAGUUUCCAUGGACUUGCAAGCUUCUAUCGACGUUUUGUGAAAGAUUUCAGCACCAUUGCUGCACCAUUGACGGAAAUCAUCAAGAAAAACGUUGGAUUUCAAUGGAAGGAAGCACAAGAAGUAGCAUUUCAACUCUUGAAAGGGAAGCUUACUGACUCUCCUUUUUUAUCUCUUCCAGAUUUUUCCAAAGCUUUUGAGAUUAAAUGUGAUGCUUCUGGCGUAGGUAUUGGAGCUGUGCUGUGUCAUAUGGAUGAUCGAACGAUGAUAUUUGUGCAUGAGGCACGGGAAAGGAGCGGAAUCGAGAAGUCCCGGAGAACUCAGAGAAUAUGA